CUCCACUACAGCCCAAGCUUGUUAAAGGCGAGUGCUGACUGAAAAAUUCAAUUCUGAAAAACGUGAUUAGCGCAUAGGAAAUACGAUUGUGCUCAAAGUAGACAAAGAGAGCAUAAUCCUCAUCACCAUCACAUUCCCGACAAUCGAUCCACAUCCACAUCCCUACACACACAUACAUAGUCAAGAUGUCAGGAAGGGCAGCACACGUUGAAGAUAUUCAAGAUGAAGAAUUUAAUGCUCGUCUUAGAGCAAUAGAAGAUGAAGAUGAUUGGAAAAGUGAAGAUGAUGAAAAGUUUGGAUCAGAGACUGAUGAUUCAGAUGAAGAUGAUUCGGAUGAUGAAGUUAUGGAACGUGGCCUUACAAUUCCACAAGAAAGUGUUUGGGAACGUAUUUCUGCUUUAAGGGAUAUCAUUCCACCUUCCACACGCAGAUCAAUCACACAAAAAAUCAACACUUUUUCAGCUUAUGGCGGUGUUUCUCUUCUUUGGGGCGGUCGUGCCGUUUGGGUCCUUUCAACUACAAUGCUCUUAUGGGGAUUACCGUACAGUUUGGCUGUCGAAGAUGAAAUGCGAGUUAUGCAACAAGAACGUGAUAUGAACACUCAACAAAACGGUGCACAAUCUAUGCUCGGAGCACAACCUCCAGGAUUCCCUGCACAACAAGGACCAGAAGGUCAAAACCCUCAAGGUAUCCGUCCUCCUGGCUUCUGAUCGCUUGAGUUUAGUCCCAAGAAAAGAAGUCAAAUGCAACGUCUUGCACGUUCAGCUUGUGUAUCAUUAUUGUCUCUUCUCAUACAUUUACCAAAAUAAUUGGCACCACUUCUCUUGCAUAGAUUUAAUGGAACGAGUG
Messenger RNA from Meira miltonrushii, 849 nucleotides. RefSeq lists its product as uncharacterized. The transcript has 2 exons. The record is from RefSeq and is a predicted model, not a curated record. Lineage: Eukaryota; Fungi; Basidiomycota; Exobasidiomycetes; Exobasidiales; Brachybasidiaceae. Bases 186 to 710 code for a protein of 174 amino acids. Gene Ontology annotation, biological process: intracellular protein transport. Gene Ontology annotation, cellular component: mitochondrial outer membrane.